This is a messenger RNA of Acanthoscelides obtectus, 2091 nucleotides long. The record is from the annotation of a GenBank genome assembly. NCBI's taxonomy places the organism in Eukaryota, Metazoa, Arthropoda, Insecta, Coleoptera, Chrysomelidae.
AUGGUCCAGAAGGGCAAGCUCAGAUGCGGGGCACUGAGCUUCGACCAGCACUGCAUGGUGGGCAACAAGAAGCUCUCCUUCGACCCUCCGGAGUUCCUGGACGAAUAUGCGCUUACGUUGAAGAAGAAAUUCGAAGAGGGUUUAGCUGCAGCCGACCAGUCAGACUCCGAGGAGGAGUACUGUCUCAGGAAGGACGGGGAAUGCGUACUGUCCAAGGAGACGCUCAACUUGAAUAAGAGGAAUUCGGAGCACUCUGUCAAGACGCAUUUGGACCUGGAGAAGAAGAGCAUCCUGAAAGUGGAUCGGAAAAUCAACAAUAAUCGAUCGGACUACACGAGCCGCCAGGGCUCGCCGCAGAAAACGCAACAGCAGGACCUGUUGUCGAAAGAGGAGCGGCUGGUGUGUCCUAAUAACACGAGACAGAACAGCGUGAAGAACAACUGCGAAUCGCCUCAGGAACCGAUCAGCGAGCAGCAGGUGGCCGAAGUGAAGACGACUCGCUCGUUCCUGUCGCGCCUGCGCCAGUUGACCGAUAGGUGGGGCCUGUCUGCUGCUGAGCGGCAACACUGCAAGGCUACCAGCGCCGCCAGCGCCAGGAACAAUAAUUGUUCUAAAAGCAGUACUCCGCACAAAGCGUCGAAAAGCAAACACAGAAAGAUAGACACGUCGAGCGCGGGAUGUUGCAAGGGUAGCGACCUGCACGAAGGCUCAAAGGCAAGCACCUUACCGAAAACAAAACGAACCGGCGGUGCCGGUAAAAAGAGCUGGAAGUUCCUUUCGAUGGGCAAAGGAGGCAAGGGUUGGGCUUCGGACGCGGCUGUCGAUGAGAUGGAACCGGUCGCCGUUGCUAUGGCGGAAGGGGAAGGCGACGACCAAUCCGUGCCGUCCACGUCGAUAGUACAGAGCAACUGCCCCAGUCCUAAUUUCAGCAACGUCAAAGGAGGUGGUACUCCGCAAACGUCGCCCCAUAAAAAAGACUGCCAGGAGCGACAUCAGCCUCAGCUGUUGAACUCGGUCAGCAACAAUGUAGUAGACAAAUGUAUCGCCAAACUGCAGGAAAUGAAAGCCGAAGAAUUGUCCGUAGCUGUCGUGAAGGAAAGGGAACCGCCUCCAAUGAUAUGACAAGAGAUGCCCCCCGCUGAGCGGGAGACCACGUUCGUCGGCUACAUCUUCUGUCGAUGCUGUAAAUAUAAGCCAAAUCCCAAGGAGAAUGUGUAAUGAUAGCUCUACCAGUGUCCUAUUUAUUUCCUUUCCCUUCAGACUAUGUCUUUAUACAUGAUUCCAUGGCCGGAUGUAUAUUCCGACUUUUAAAUAUUUGUGGUUUCAUUCGCCAAACAUGGGGCAUGCAAACCAAAGGAUAAGUUUUAGAUGUUACAUAAAUGCGAAUAAUUGCCCCUUGAUUUUUUGUCCUUCAUUCUGACAAAAUGUAAAGUACAAACUAGCUAAAAAGGUUUUAAUAUGCGUAACAGGAACACUCCUACCGUAGCCUGCCAUGGAAUCGUAUAUCUACUCUACGAGGGCGGACCGAUAAAUACUUAGUCAACACAAGAAAAACGGAAAUUUUGGAAAAGUGGCGAUUUAUUUCUCAAUAUACUCUCCUUUUAACUCAUUAUGCUUACAAAACAAUCCCAAAAACCUGAUAAGCGUUUAGAGAUGAAAAGUUCGCAACUGAACGUAAAUUCGCAACAUCACUGGUUGCCUAUGGGUAGACCUCGAUACCGUGUUAUUUCCCAAAAUAAUGUCGCGGGUAAAAGAGUUUACGUCCCAAACCAAAACAAACAACUAAACGUAAGGUAGAUGCAUAAAGAAGGUGCUACUCCAUAAACUGGUGAUUCGGGCCGAACAUCCCAAAAUGUGGAAAUCAAAGGGAUGACCCACGCACAACCAAAGCCGCAACAGGAAAGGAAGAAAAAUUAGGGACUCCAGACAAACAAUGUCAAAAGUAGGAAGGCGUUCCAAAAUUUUAUACUCCACGGAGCCGAUGCCAAAACAAAUUAUAAUAACGAAUGAGAAGUUGCGAUUUCCCAAAUCAAACUGUCUAAUAUUCUACCCAGUUUUGCCCAAGGAAAAUAAAUCGAUCCCAAAAACCUG